AUGCCCGCUGGCUCAACCCCCAACGGUCGCUCUAAGGGCUCCAAAAAUCCUCCCAGCUCGCUAGUCGUCACCCUGAAGCUGUCCCCAGACAUGCUGCAGUCCUUCAUGGACAAUGCCACCGACAACAAACUCUCGCACCUAUCCCCCCCCGGCCAAGGGUGUCGAACGCUUCUCCCCGGCCUCAUCAACCGAAGUACCGGCCCAGCUGGGACUACUCCAGCUGACACCCCACGUCGGAAGGGAGUUCCCGGUCCUAAGCCUGGUAAUAAGCGGGCAAACGGACAGACUGAGCCUAGCUCGCGAGCUAGGGGUAGACCCGGGCCCAAGAAGAAGCCGCGACUGGAAGAAGGUGGCGAUGCUGCCAAGGUCGCGGCUGCGACUCGACUAGGUCCCAAGGCCAACACUGGCGCUAUCAAUGCCGGGCUUCGCGCUCUCGACCGUACUGGUGCCCCCUGUCGCAAAUGGGAGCGUCAGCCUUUGAAGUUAAGAAGUUUUACCGGUAUUCUCUGGCAGCUGCCUUCAUGGCGCGGUCACAGCUUCAGCAAGUCCGAGUCUGUCGAGUCCAAGGUUGAUGUCCUGGAGAGCGGAGAUAGUGACACCAAGGCUGGACUCACUGCUCCGGGUACCGAUACCCUCAAUGGCAGCAGUGCCGUUCCCAGUGAGAAGAGCAAUUCGGGUGAUGGAGAUAGCACACCUGCUCCAUCAAAUAUUGUCGGGCCUUCUUCGCCUGCCAUCGCUAUGGCUGCAUAA
Messenger RNA from Penicillium maclennaniae, 750 nucleotides. RefSeq lists its product as uncharacterized. Gene Ontology annotation, cellular component: Ino80 complex. Gene Ontology annotation, biological process: chromatin remodeling. The transcript is spliced from 3 exons. The coding region runs from base 1 to 750 and encodes 249 amino acids. The record is from RefSeq and is a predicted model, not a curated record. Lineage: Eukaryota; Fungi; Ascomycota; Eurotiomycetes; Eurotiales; Aspergillaceae.